CAUCUGUCAAUCGCAUUGCGGAUAACCUCAAAAAUUGUUUACAGUUUAUUGUAUUCAUGAAAUAGGAUUUACUGAAAAUGAAGCUACCCAUAAGUCAGUUAUCAAAAUUCAUACGGCAAAGUAACAAGAAGGCAUUUUUGUCUAUAAGAUGUUUGAGUACUCAAGAAGCUACAGAACGUCGGCACCAUCUCUUCACUUUAGAAAAGAAGCGGCAAUUAGAACUGGUCGGUAGAAUAGAAAAGAUUGAAGUAAAAUACAAGGGUGUACCUCAAGAAUGCACAUUGGUUAUGAAUAAAGACAUUUCUACACCAUACGAUUGUGCGAAACAUCUCGGAGAAUGGCAUAUGGAGAGCAGUGCUUUAGCCUUAUUGGAUAGUUCUGUACAUUGGGACAUGCAUAGACAACUAUCAGAGAGUUGCACACUGGAGUUCCAGACAUUUAACAUAGCGGAGCCUCAACAAGUUAACAAAGCAUUUUGGCGUACUUGUUCUUUGGUGCUGGGAGCCUGUGCAUCUGUUGCCUUUAAGGAUAAUGUUACAGUCAAAUUGCACAGCUUUCCAGGUCCUGAUAUUCGCAGUGGAUCAUUUAUCUACGAUGUAGAUUUACCUACAUUACCCGAUUGGCAACCCACACAACAAGAAUUGCAUACAUUAAGUGCGGAGUACAUCAAACUGACGAGAAGAAAUGAUUUGAUAGAAAGACUAGAAGUUGGAGAAGCGCUAGCGUUAGAAAUGUUUGUGGAAAAUGAACAUAAAACUAAACAGAUACCGGAUAUAGCUAAGGCUAAUGGUAAAGUGACACUAUACAGGGUGGGCAAUCAUGUCGAUAUAUCUAAAGGACCACUAAUAAGCAGCACGGGACAAAUUGGCAAAGUCACUGUCUCUUCGGUACACAAACUAUUGGGGUCAUCGGAGAGUGAAGUAAAGCAGUUGUAUCGUUUCCAAGGCGUGGCGUUGCCGACUGGCGCCAUAUUGAAUCAUUUUGCCUUCUCUAUAUUAACAGAUCGCGCUAAGAAAUUGAAUUCAGCAAGAUCACCGAUCGAUCCAUUUGGUGAAGGUAGAGAGUUAACUCCACAGAGCAUGAAAGCACAAGCUUAAACCAGUAAAGUCAAAUGCAUAGGCUCUCACAUCUCGCUCACUCACAUCGAUUAUUAAUAAGACUAUCUCUUUCAUACAAGAAAUCAAGAUUUUGGAUCAUUAUUUUUUAGCGCCUUUUUAUUUUGACGUAAAAUUUAGAAACUAUUAAAUUGUCGAAUAACUUAAAUAUAAACACUUUAUGUUAAAAAGCCUAUGCAUUACCAAAAAAUCUAGUAUUUUGUUUAGGAUUUUAGAUCUAGGUUUAUAUAAAUAAAGCAAUAAGAUUUCA
This is a messenger RNA of Papilio xuthus (Asian swallowtail), 1365 nucleotides long. It is a transcript of the gene mRpL39, whose product is annotated as mitochondrial ribosomal protein L39. Gene Ontology annotation, molecular function: RNA binding; nucleotide binding. Lineage: Eukaryota; Metazoa; Arthropoda; Insecta; Lepidoptera; Papilionidae. Bases 78 to 1097 code for a protein of 339 amino acids. The transcript is spliced from 8 exons. Gene Ontology annotation, cellular component: mitochondrion. The record is from RefSeq and is a predicted model, not a curated record.